AUGAAACGCGAGUAUGAGCCCGUGGAAUGGCCUACAGAGAGCUCGCUCUCAGACGCUCCCUAUCCUGGAGUUGGCGCCGCUAGGCCCGCAGAUUCUCAGCCGAUCAAGCUCAAGUUCACUUUGAAGCGCAUAUUCGAUGAUAGUGAUGCGCACAUUUGGGGACCAGUGGUCGGGUGGGGCAGCGUUUUCCUUGCAGGCAAUCUAUGUAGCCGUUUUCUCGGGAUCAGACGGUGCAACAUGGGCAGAUUUCGGAGACGACUUGCGGGUGCCUGUACUGCUCUGGGAGUUGCGACCUUCUGGGAUAGGGGAUAUUAUCACCACGCACGACAGUACCAGGAGAACAGUGAUCUUAGUACUAUCUUCCAUGUUACCUGGUUGACCUUUUACUUGGCAUCCUUGGAUCCUAAUGGCCGUAAAGCUUUGCUGUCGGCGGCAUCAGCGCCUCUGGUGCCAUCGCUCUUUGCUCGUAUCCAGGGACCGUAUUUUCCUCCAGAUGCGACGUUUGCUGAACGGACACGACAACAGCUAUCUUGGCUGAUCUACCAACUGUGGUUGAGUCGUCGUGCUAAAGCGGCUGCUAGAUUCUGGUUUCAGCGCUAUCUUGAGGAUGCGAAUCUGUCUCCACACGACAUAGAGACAAUUAUAACCAUGGUGGCGCAAGCCCUUGACGGUCCCGAGUGGCGGUUAGGCAAUGCUUUGUCCCUCUGCAUGACACUCUGCUGCUCUGCAGCACGAGCACUGGCACGGAAACAUAUGCCUGUCACAAUAUGGCUUAAUUGUCUCUUGGCAGCAUCCCUCGGUUCGUUGGCCAUCACCGAGGGCUUAUGGCCAUACCACUAUAUCACCUAUCCUUUGAGCAUACAUGACAAAGCUAAAGCAGCAGCUGCGUUGAGAAAGUACUAUCCUGAAGCAUUCGAGCGAUUGACUGCGGAGCUCGAUGAGUUCUCAGGUGACAUCUUGGGCAGUGAGCCCUCAUACGUUCAGGAUGGGGCAUGGGUGUGA
Sparassis crispa is the source of this 1002-nucleotide messenger RNA. RefSeq lists its product as hypothetical. Bases 1 to 1002 code for a protein of 333 amino acids. The record is from RefSeq and is a predicted model, not a curated record. The transcript has 4 exons. Lineage: Eukaryota; Fungi; Basidiomycota; Agaricomycetes; Polyporales; Sparassidaceae.